UAGCGUAGCUACCUCGCUUCCUCAACAAAGUAGAUAGAUAUUCGGAAUCCGUUGAAUUCGCUUCCAGAUGGUCUGCCUGAGCAAGACAUCCUCUUAAUCACGUCAUCCAAGAGAGCCUUUGGACGUGAGCUUCGCGACUAUGAAUUUCUCGGAGGUCUUCAAGCAGACCAACCAGCUAUGCCGCGUCUCGCCCGAUGGCAAGUACUUGGCGACCUGCGUGCAGUACCGACUGGUCAUCAGAGACGUGAACACGCUACAGAUCCUGCAGCUGUACACCUGCCUGGACCAGGUGGUCCAAAUGGAGUGGUCGUCAGACUCCCUCUUCAUCCUCUGUGCCAUGUACAAGCGGGGACUGGUCCAGGUGUGGUCUCUGGAGCAGCCGGACUGGCACUGUAAGAUUGACGAGGGCUCGAUCGGUCUGCUGUGCUCGCGCUGGAGCCCCGACGGACGCCACAUCCUCAACACCACCGAGUUCAACUUACGGGUCACCGUCUGGUCCCUCUGCAACAAAUCAGUGUCAUACAUCAAGUACCCCAAAGCCUGCCAGAAAGGGAUGGACUUCAGCACAGACGGGCGCUACAUGGCUUUAGCAGAGCGGAGAGACUGCAAGGACUACAUCAGUGUGUUUGUCUGUGAUGACUGGCAUCUCCUGAGGCACUUUGAGACAGAGACACAGGACCUAGCGGGGGUGGAGUGGUCUCCUAAUGGCUGUGUGCUGGCCGUGUGGGAUGCAUGUCUGGAGUACAAGAUGCUGCUGUACUCCCUGGACGGGCGGCUCUUGUCCACCUACAGUGCCUAUGAGUGGUCUCUGGGCAUCAAAGCCAUCGCCUGGAGCCCCAGUAGCCAGUUCCUGGCCAUGGGCAGCUACGACGAGAAGGUCCGGAUCUUAAAUCACAUCACUUGGAAGAAGAUUGUAGAGUUUGAGCACCCAGCCACCAUCAACAACACUAAAGCGGUGGUGUAUCGUGAGGUGGAGAAGCGGCCAGUGGUUCCCUCAGAUGACCUGUCCCUUCAGCAGCUCAGCAUCAGCAGCACAGCCUUCAACGCCCAGAGCAAAUAUGAGAUCUGCCAGCUGCCGGUCCAGGUGCCCAGCGUGAAGCCCGACCCCGACCGUGCCAACCCCAAAGUGGGCAUCUCAUCUCUGGCCUUCUCUGCCGACAACCGCUACCUUGCCACCAAGAACGACAACAUGCCCAACUGUGUGUGGGUGUGGGACAUGCAGCGUGUGGGGCUGCAGGCGGUGCUGGAGCAGGCGUCGGCCGUGCGCUGCUUCCUGUGGGACCCACGGCGCCCCCGUCUGGCCCUCUGCACCGGCAACAACAAACUCUACCUGUGGUCACCUGCGGGGUGUGUGUCCGUCAGGGUACCUGUGGAAGGCUGUUUCCAGGUGUUGUCUCUGCUGUGGCACUGCAGUGGAGACUCUCUGAUCCUGAUUGGGAAGGACCAGCUGUGUCUGUGCUACAUGGAGACAGAACAGCAGCCCUGAGCUGAACCAACACAGCAGCAGCAGCAGCAGCAGCAGCCACUCCUCCCCGUCUCUCCACAGCAGCAGCCCCGUCUCUCCACGGACCAGACAUCUCCCCGUCUCUCCACAGCAGCAGCAGCCCCGUCUCUCCUCCCGUCUCUCCACGGACCAGACAUCUCCCCGUCUCUCCACAGCAGCAGCAGCCCCGUCUCUCCUCCCGUCUCUCCACGGACCAGACAUCUCCCCGUCUCUUCACAGCAGCAGCCACUCCUCCCCGUCUCUCCACAGCAGCAGCCCCGUCUCUCCUCCCGUCUCUCCACGGACCAGACAUCUCCCCGUCUCUCCACAGCAGCAGCCCCGUCUCUCCACGGACCAGACAUCUCCCCGUCUCUCCACAGCAGCAGCCCCGUCUCUCCUCCGUCUCUCCACAGCAGCAGCCCCGUCUCUCCUCCCGUCUCUCCACGGACCAGACAUCUCCCCGUCUCUCCACAGCAGCAGCCCCGUCUCUCCUCCGUCUCUCCACAGCAGCAGCCCCGUCUCUCCUCCCGUCUCUCCACGGACCAGACAUCUCCCCGUCUCUCCACAGCAGCAGCCCCGUCUCUCCUCCCGUCUCUCCACGGACCAGAUAUCUCCCCGUCUCUCCACAGAUCAUUCACUGGUGAUGAUGUUUCUUGUCACCUCCCUCACUGGUGAUGAUGCUGUUUCCUGUCCCUCCCUCACUGGUGGUGAUGCUGUUUCCUGUCCCUCCCUCACUGGUGGUGAUGCUGUUUCCUGUCCCUCCCUCACUGGUGGUGAUGCUGAUGUUUUGGACUGAAGUACCCCCCCCCCCCCCACCCCCAACACCAGCAUUGGUUCUGUGUUCCAGUGAGACCUGGCACUUCUGUGAUUCAAACAUUAGAAUCUUAUUGAACAUUCCAGAGUGAUCCCAAAUGAAGCUCCUUCUACAACAUUUCAGAUGAAGGCACUGAACAAAGGAUUUUCCAUGAUGUCUGUCCAAAUAUUUGAUCUAUUUAUUUUUAUGUGUUCACAUAAGACCUCACCUCUGGGAUCAAGUUUUAUAGUUUCAUAUGAUGAUCCCUUUGUAAAUAAGUGCAAAGAUUUUUUAGAAAAAAAAGUUAUUUUUGAAUAAAGUUUGUAGUAUAUUAUGAGGACUUAAUAAUCCAUAUUCUGCACACAGGUUGCAACAGUAUACACAAGAUUAUACAAGUAAAGGAUUUGACUGCCCACACUAUGUUUAACACAAUUUAGCAAUUUUAAUCCACUUACGUCACAGUUAUUCUACAAUAGAAGUCAUAAGUCAACAAUCGCAAAUAAAUUAUAGCACAAACAGAUCUUGGCCUGAACACGAUGGCUAAGUUCAUUUGUUAAAGCAAGUUGCAAUUGUACACAUAAAAUGUCAAAUCUAAAUGUUCACAA
Clupea harengus (Atlantic herring) is the source of this 2881-nucleotide messenger RNA. It is a transcript of the gene wrap73, whose product is annotated as WD repeat containing, antisense to TP73. Gene Ontology annotation, cellular component: microtubule organizing center; MWP complex. The transcript is spliced from 14 exons. Gene Ontology annotation, biological process: microtubule anchoring at mitotic spindle pole body. Gene Ontology annotation, molecular function: protein binding. Lineage: Eukaryota; Metazoa; Chordata; Actinopteri; Clupeiformes; Clupeidae. The coding region runs from base 140 to 1486 and encodes 448 amino acids. The record is from RefSeq and is a predicted model, not a curated record.